CUCCAGUCUCCACUUUCUCCUACUUUCUCCCUUUGCUGCCGUUGGAAACCGUCGCCAGAAAUCGGCAGUUAUCAAAAACCUAGGGAGAAAGCCAGUUCGAAUUCGAAUCCCCUUGGAUCGGCGAUGGCUUCCUCUUCAGAUCGCGAAUCCGCCGUCUACGUCGCUAAACUCGCCGAGCAAGCCGAGCGAUACGACGAGAUGGUGGAGUCGAUGAAAAAGGUAGCUGAAAUGGAUGUGGAGUUAACAAUAGAGGAGAGGAACUUGCUCUCUGUAGGGUACAAGAAUGUGAUCGGGUCGAGAAGAGCUUCGUGGAGAAUCUUAUCCUCAAUUGAGCAGAAGGAAGAGUCGAGGGGAAACGAGCAGAACGCGAAGCGGAUCAAGGAGUAUCGCCAGAAGGUUGAGUCAGAGCUCACUAACAUUUGUAACGAUAUCAUGAUUGUCAUUGACGAGCAUCUUAUUCCUUCGUGCAUUGCUGGUGAAUCGACUGUGUUUUACUAUAAGAUGAAAGGGGAUUACUAUCGGUAUCUGGCUGAAUUUAAGGCCGGUAAUGACAGGAACGACGUUGCUGAUCAAUCACUCAAAGCAUACGAGCUGGCUACUAAAUCUGCUGAGACAGAGCUGCCUCCAACGCAUCCUAUUCGCUUGGGGUUGGCUUUGAAUUUUUCGGUCUUCUACUAUGAAAUUCUGAAUUCCCCCGAAAGGGCAUGCCAUCUUGCAAAGCAGGCGUUUGAUGAAGCUAUCUCUGAGCUCGAUACCUUGAACGAAGAAUCAUACAAGGAUAGCACCUUAAUUCUCCAACUGCUUCGUGACAACCUCACACUGUGGACCUCUGACAUUCCCGAGGAUGCAGACGAAGCACAAAAGCUGGAUGCUGCGCCUAAGGCUGGAGGCGAAGAUUCAGUUGCUAAUAAGUGAAACCUCUCCACGCGCGAGGACAGAUUGGUGAUUUGUCGAGGGGAAGUGUGUCUGGGGCCGAAGUAGAUACUUUGUUUCGUAUUUGUGUAUUGUUGAGUGGUUGUGGUUUAUUGAUGUGGCGAUAUAGGUGGUUUAAUUUUAGUGACUACCUUUAGCCUAUGUGUGUGUUUAACUUUACCAUAUUUGACAGCCUACUUCUCAUUUGAUUUUUUUAUGAUUUAUCAAGUGUGGUGUCAGAUAUUUGGAAUUUAGGAAUUAAACUGUUGAUAGGAAUCAGUUUGUCUUUAUAUUUAUUCAGUGAUGAUUAGCAACAUCGCUUA
Molecule: messenger RNA, 1235 nt
Organism: Salvia hispanica
Lineage: Eukaryota; Viridiplantae; Streptophyta; Magnoliopsida; Lamiales; Lamiaceae
Product: 14-3-3 protein 9
Source: RefSeq, a predicted model, not a curated record